Molecule: messenger RNA, 3330 nt
Organism: Acanthosepion pharaonis
Lineage: Eukaryota; Metazoa; Mollusca; Cephalopoda; Sepiida; Sepiidae
Source: the annotation of a GenBank genome assembly
AUGAACUGCAGUGUCAGUGAUAAGCGUCACCUUCCGAAACGCCAAACUGUCGUUAGAGGAAUCCGGGUCUCCAGACUUACUUUUCUUAUGGACUUCCUGCGGCUUCGCGAUAUCAUCCUGGAAGCCAGAUACGGUUCUCAUCGGAAACAAAGACGAAGUCGCACAGCCUUCACCAAUCAACAGUUAGCUGCCCUAGAGAAGACAUUUGCCAAGACGCAUUACCCGGAUGUUGUAAUGCGCGAAAGAUUGGCCAUGAUGACAAGUUUGCCUGAAGCGAGAAUACAGGUCUGGUUUAAAAACAGACGAGCUAAAUUUCGCAAGAAGCAAAAGGCUUUAAAACAGAAAGAACGACAGCAAGGUGAUUCGGCAACGGUCGAGUGUGACAACAACUCGUGUCGUGACAACAGCACCGACAAAAGUCAUGCCCUUUCUUUGCAGCAGCACCUGUUGCAGCACACGCAACUAACACAUACCGGAUCGACCGGUGAUGGGCAAGCGGCGGUCGGGGGCAGCAGUACUAUGAACAGUGUGGCGAUAGGAUCCCUGUCCCAGGCCGAGGAAACUCCAGAUGUCGGCGAGAUGUCGCAUCGAAUGGAUAUACACGGGGAUGAAGAUGUAGCAAUGGAUCAAAGCUGCGAUGUCGGUGACCAUACCCCGAAAUGUAUAGAAGAUCCCAAAUUAGCCAAUAACGCAGGUAUGUAUCUCUUCUUUUGUGGGUAUCUAUCUAUCUAUCUAUCUAUCUAUCUAUCUAUCUAUCUAUCUAUCUAUCUAUCUCAAUCUGUUUAUAUCUAUCUAUCUAUCUAUCUCAAUCUGCUUAUAUCUAUCUAUCUAUCUAUCUAUCUACCUAUCUAUCUAUCUAUCUAUCUAUCACAGUCUGUUGAUAUUUCUGACAGUUUUCUCAUAUCUAUCUAUCUAUCUAUCUAUCUAUCUAUCUAUCUAUCUAUCUCAAUCUGUUUAUAUCUAUCUAUCUAUCUAUCUAUCUAUCUAUCUAUCUCAAUCUGCUUAUAUCUAUCUAUCUAUCUAUCUAUCUAUCUAUCUAUCUAUCACAGUCUGUUGAUAUUUCUGACAGUUUUCUCAUAUCUAUCUAUCUAUCUAUCUAUCUAUCUAUCUAUCUAUCUAUCUGUUUAUAUCUAUCUAUCUAUCUAUCUAUCUCAAUCUGCUUAUAUCUAUCUAUCUAUCUAUCUAUCUAUCUAUCUAUCUAUCUAUCACAGUCUUUUGAUAUUUCUGACAGUUUUCUCACAUCUAUCUAUCUAUCUAUCUAUCUAUCUAUCUAUCUAUCUAUCUCAAUCUGUUUAUAUCUAUCUAUCUAUCUAUCUAUCUAUCUAUCUAUCUAUCUAUCUAUCUAUCUAUCCCAGUCUGUUCAUUAUCUAUCUAUCUAUCUAUCUAUCUAUCUAUCUAUCUAUCUAUCUAUCUAUCUAUCACAGUCUGUUGAUAUUUCUGACAGUUUUCUCAUAUCUAUCUAUCUAUCUAUCUAUCUAUCUAUCUAUCUAUCUAUCUAUAUCUAUCUAUCUAUCUCAGUCUGUUCAUAUCUAUCUAUCUCAAUCUGUUCAUUAUCUAUCUAUCGAUCUAUCUAUCUAUCUCAAUCUAUUUAUACUUAUCUCAUUCUGUUCUUAUGCAUACAUCUAUCUAUCUAUCUAUCUAUCUAUCUCAAUCUGUUCAUAUCUAUCUAUCUAUCUAUCUAUCUAUAUAUAUAUAUAUAUAUAUAUAUAUAUAUAUAUAUAUAUAUAUAUAUAUAUCCAUCUCAAUCUAUCUAUCUAUCUAUCUAUCUAUCUAUCUAUCUCAAUCUGUUCAUAUCUAUCUAUCUAUCUAUCUAUCUAUCUAUCUAUCUAUCUAUCUAUUGACUCAUCGAUCGAUUGGUCGAUCUGUAACUGUCGGUUUAUCUCACAUACGGAGGAAAAUAGGAGUAGCGGCUGGGAGGUGGGUAGAAAAAGAAAAGACGAUAACGAUAUUCACCACACCUUCUUCCAUUACAUGUCACUUCAUUCCCUCCUCGUCCUCCUCCUCCACUUUUUCUCCUCUUCCUUCACAAUUUUUUCCUCUUACUUUUUCUCUGCCUUCCCUUCUUCCUUUUCCAUUUUUCUCCUCCUACUUAUUCUCUUCCUUCCCCUCUUCCUUCUCCAUUUUUCUCCUCCUACUUAUUCUUUUCCUUCCCCUCUUCCUUCUCCAUUUUUCUCCUCCUACUUAUUCUCUUCCUUCCCCUCUCCCUUCUCCAUUUUCUCCUCCUACUUAUUCUCUCCCUCACCUCUUCCUUCUCCAUUUUUCUCCUCCCCUCACCUCUUCCUUCUUCAUUUUUCUCCUCGUACUUUUUCUCUUCCCUCACCUCUUUCUUGUCCAUAUUUCUCCUCCUACUUUUUGUCUCCUCUCACCUCUACCUUCUUCAUUUUUUCUCCUACUAUUUUUUCUCCCCUAUUUCUACAUGGGAUUUUUCUUUCUGAUUUUCUCUUUUUUUCUUCUCUCUUUUCUUUUGAUAUUUUCUUUCUUUUUUCUUCAUUUGUAAUUUUUCUAUUCCUUCUCUCUAUCUACAUUCUGUCAUCAUCAUGUUUCUCACUUUUCUCCUCUUUUGUGUUUCUUUCUUUUUCUUUCGAUGUGCUUCCUUUUCGUCUUACUCCUCUUCCUCCUCCUACUUCCGUGUACGUCUCUCUUCUUUCUUUUCUUCUUUCUUUUCUUUCUUUUUCUUUUUUCGUCUUCUUUUUCCUGAAACUUUCUCAUCACCCCCUUUCAUGCAGCCUUCUCCUCUUCCUCUUCAAUUGCCUCAUUCUCUUUCUUGGGAAUAUCCCAAUCGGAGAGUACCUGAGUGAACAUGGCUACUCUCUCUUACGCUCACUCACGCUCUCUCUCUCUCUCACGCUCUCUCUCUCUAUUUUUUUUUCUCUCUCUCUCUCUCUGUCUCUUUCUCUCUCUCUCUCUCUCUCUGAACCCUUCGCUCACACAACUCCGACACCGGCUAGCGCCACAAGCUCGGGUAGCGUGCUACAAAUCAGUCCCAACGCAGCCUUGACGGCCGCCUACCCAGGUUGGCCAUACUAUAUUCCAGCAUCACUACCACAGUUGUCUUCUCUGACUGGAGAAUCGUUCGCCACUGGAGGACAGCAUACUACUGGUCAGAGUUCGAACCUGUCACCAGCUGGCGCUGCAGCCGCCGCUGCCGCUGCGGCAGCAGCUGACAUCACAGGCCAAAAGGACGCCAUAUUGUCUUCGACCUCUCUUUCUCCCACCCUCUCUGUCUCUCUCUCUCGUUCUUUGUCUCCUUUUUUAAAGAUGCGUAGACAACCACCCACACGCGUCUACCUUUCCCUCUCUUUCUUUUUCCUUCUCUAUCUCGCAUUGUAG